UGCGCUCCUCGCUCACUGGAGGGUGUGUGUGACUUGAGUGCCAGGAGAGCUUUGAAUAACAGAGCGCGGGGGACGAAAUAAAAGGAAUAAGCACCACAAGCCCUCAGUGUUACAGCAGCAAAGAGGAGACACAGGGAUAACCAUGCCUGAACCAGUCCCUGAAGAGAAACCGGAGGGGCAGGAUGCACCCCCCACAGAUGGAGAUUCAGAUGCUGAUGGGGAUGAGCCCGGGUCGACCUCCCUCAGUGGGCUCUUCGUCGAGAAGCCAGCACAAAGUUUGGUCGCCGUUGCAGGAACGGAUCUCACUAUCAUUGCCAGGGUGGACUCGACCACCCUGACAAGAAAACCCACCAUGAAAUGGCUGAAGGGCAAGUGGAUGGACCUUGGCAGCAAAGCUGGAAAACAUAUGCAGUUCAAAGAAACAUAUGACAGGAAUACCAAGAUCUAUACUUACGAAAUGAAGAUCAUCAAAGUGGUCCCUGGAGAUGCAGGAGGCUUCAGGUGCGAGGUGACGGCAAAAGACAAGUGUGACAGUUCCACCUUUGAGAUCACUGUUGAGGCUGCACACCAGGAGGAGCAGGCAGAUAUUUUGUCAGCCUUCAAGAGAGCUGAUGCUGGAGAGGACGACGGAAAUCUGGAUUUCAGUGCUCUGCUGAAAGCCACUAAGAAGAAGAAGAAACCUGUAAAAGAGGAACCAGCAAUCGACGUGUGGGAAUUGCUUAAGAGCGCCCACCCAAGCGAGUAUGAGAAAAUCGCCUUUGAGUAUGGCAUCACCGACCUGAGGGGCAUGCUGAAACGUCUGAAAAAGAUGAAGGUCGUCGAGCCAAAGCACAGCGAGGCUUUCCUGAAGAGGCUUGAGUCUUGCUACUCAGUGGAGAAAGGCAAGAAAAUUGUCCUGAGGUGUGAGGUGGUGGACCCUGACGUCCAGGUCAAAUGGUUGAAGAAUGGCCAGGAAAUCAAACCCUCAGCCAAGUACAUCAUUGAGACGUCAGGAAACGUCAGAACCCUCACCAUCAAUAAGGCUACCCUGGCUGAUGAUGCUGCGUAUGAGUGUGUGGUUGGCGACGACAAGUGUUUCACAGAGGUGUUCGUCAAAGAGCCUCCUGUGACCAUCACCAAACUGAUGGAUGACUAUCACGUGGUCGUUGGAGAGAGAGUGGAGUUUGAGAUUGAGGUGUCAGAGGAGGGCGCCCACGUCAUGUGGUACUUUGAGGAUAUAGAGCUUCACAAAGAAAAGGAUUCCUCAAAGUUUCGCUUCAAGAAGGAUGGAAAGAAGCACACUCUUAUCAUCCAGGAGGCAAAGCUGGAGGACAUUGGAAUGUACCAUGCUUGGACAAAUGGGGGGCAUACCAAGGGAGAGCUGGAGGUGGAAGAAAAACAACUGGAGGUGUUGCAGGACAUUGCGGAUCUGACAGUCAGGGCAACAGACCAGGCUUUGUUCAAGUGUGAGGUUUCCGAUGAUAAGGUCACAGGAAAGUGGUUCAAGGAUGGAGUGGAAGUCGUGGCAAGCGAUCGCAUCAAAAUGACUCACAUCGGAAGGUUUCAUCGGCUGCUUAUCGAUAAUGUGAAGCCAGAGGAUGCUGGAGACUACUCAUUUAUUCCUGAUGGUUACGCCCUGUCAAUUUCUGCCAAACUCAACUUCCUGGAAAUUAAGGUCGACUAUGUGCCUAGACAAGAUCCUCCAAAGAUCCACUUGGACACCACGGGAAACAUGGUCUCCCAAAACACCAUCAUUGUAGUGGCAGGCAACAAGCUCCGUCUGGAUGUGGAGAUCACAGGAGAGCCAGCACCCACCUGUGUUUGGUCGAAAGGAGAUAAAGUCAUUUCAGAGACUGAAGGGCGCGUUAGGGUGGAGGCCAGGAAAGACCUGAGCUGCUUCGUCAUUGAGGGGGCAGAGAGAGAAGAUGAGGGCAACUACACCAUCUGUGUGACCAACCCCGCUGGAGAGGACAAGGCUAUGCUGUUUGUGAAGAUUGUCGAUGUGCCCGACCCCCCUGAGAAUGUCAGAUGCACAUCAGUGGGAGAGGACUGCGCUAACAUCGUUUGGGAUGCUCCUGCAUUUGAUGGCGGUGCUCAACUCAAAGGUUAUCUCAUGGAGAGGAAGAAGAAAGGUUCCUCUAGAUGGACAAAGCUCAACUUUGAUGUAUAUGAACCAACUACAUAUGAGGCUAAGAGGAUGAUUGAAGGUGUAUACUAUGAGAUGAGGGUGUUUGCUAUCAACAGCAUUGGCUUGUCUCAGCCAAGUCUCAGCUCCAAACCCUUCAUGCCCAUUGCCGCAACAAGCGAGCCAAUACGUCUGUCGGUGCACGAUGUGACAGACAGCACAUGUACCCUGAAGUGGCUCGCCCCAGAGAAGAUUGGAGCUGGUGGCCUGGAUGGCUAUAUCAUUGAAUACUGCAAGGAAGGAGACACUGAGUGGGUGGUGGCAAACCAGGAACUCUGUGAGAGGCAAGGAUUUGUGGUGCGUGGCCUCCCCGUGGGAGAGAAGAUCAACUUUAGAGUGGUGGCAAUAAACAUCGCCGGACGCAGUCCCCCAGCUACACUGGGACAGCCCGUCACCAUCCGUGAGAUCAUGGAGUAUCCUAAGAUUCGCCUUCCUCGCGACCUGAGAACAAAAUUCAUCAGGAAAGUUGGAGAAAAGAUCAACCUGGUCAUUCCCUUCCAGGGUAAGCCGCGCCCUAUUGCGACCUGGCUCAAGGAAGGUCAACCCAUUGACCCGGCUAUGAUCAACGUCCGUAACUCAAACGUCGACACCAUCCUCUUCAUCCGUUCAGCAGAGAGAGAACACUCUGGAAAAUAUGAGCUGGUGCUAAAGAUCGAGAACAUGGAGGACAGAGCAGCCAUCCAGAUCCAGAUUAUUGAUAAACCUGGACCUCCUCAGAAACUGAAGGUGACAGAAGUCUGGGGCUUCAAUGCAGCAUUGGAGUGGGAGCCCCCCAAGGACAAUGGCAACUGUGAGAUUACUGGAUACACCAUUCAAAAGGCAGACCUGAAGACUAAGGAAUGGUUCACUGUUUAUGAGCACAACAGACGGACAAACUGCACAGCGUCAGAUCUGAUCAUGGGCAAUGAGUACAUGUUCCGCGUGUACAGUGAAAACCUCUGCGGCCUGAGCGAAGAUCCGUGCUUCAGCAAGAACACGGCUGUCAUUGCUAAGACAGACCUGGAGAUCAAGAGAAACCCCUACGAGAAGAAAGACAAGUCCUGUGCGCCCAAGUUUACUCAGCCCCUUGUUGACAGAUCUGUAGUGGCCGGUUACAGCACCGCCAUCAGCUGCGCCGUCAAAGGGUUCCCCAAGCCUAAGAUUGUCUGGAUGAAAAACAAGAUGAUCCUCGGAGGAGAGAAUCCCAAGUUCUUGAUGCGAAACCACCAGGGAGUGUUGACCCUCAACAUUCGCAAGCCAAGCACUUUUGACUCAGGAAAAUACUCCUGUUUGGCCGUCAAUGAUCUGGGCAAGGAAGAAGUGGAGUGCAAGCUGGAUGUCAGAAUUGCCACAGACCCCGAUAAGGACAAGGGGAAGUGAGAAACCGAUCCGCAAAGAAUGUGAAAUGAUAUGAACCAAAAUGUAGAUGUCAGUGUGUGAAGUACACACUGACACAGAGUGAAUCUAAUAAAAUUAAAUGAUGUGUGCUAUAAAUAAUGAUUAUUUUA
Molecule: messenger RNA, 3651 nt
Organism: Eleginops maclovinus (Patagonian blennie)
Lineage: Eukaryota; Metazoa; Chordata; Actinopteri; Perciformes; Eleginopidae
Gene: mybpc2b
Product: myosin binding protein Cb
Exons: 30
Coding region: 143-3523 (1126 amino acids)
Molecular function (GO): protein binding
Source: RefSeq, a predicted model, not a curated record